Caenorhabditis elegans is the source of this 1406-nucleotide messenger RNA. It is a transcript of the gene M151.7, whose product is annotated as BZIP domain-containing protein. The coding region runs from base 24 to 1274 and encodes 416 amino acids. Lineage: Eukaryota; Metazoa; Nematoda; Chromadorea; Rhabditida; Rhabditidae. The record is from RefSeq and is marked reviewed. The transcript has 7 exons.
ACUCCCUCCCUCUCAAAUCUAAGAUGAAUCAGGACUUUCUCCUCCAGGACUUCUCCCAUUUAUAUGGCCUCAACCCAAUGCUCCAACCACUUCCGAUGGGACUGCCGCCAUUCGUUCCGAUGGACUUCCCCAACCAUGCUUCUUCCACUGCUCCACUGCUCUCCAGCCUGCUCAACGCUCCAGGAUCACUUUAUGGUCCCGAGGGGCUGCUCCAAGGACCACCACCGUUGAGCCAGGACCAACUGAACUCGAUUCUUCUCGGAGCGUUUACCAGACAUCUUUCGGAUCCCGCAAUGAUUCCACUAGCCGAUUUGGAUCCGAUGAUCUGUCAAGCACCAAGCAUCACCGAGCCCGUAUCGAAGCACAUAAUGAGAACCAGAAGCCUCACUCAGGACUCAGUGAAGGUCAAGCUUGAACCUGUAGAAGAUGAGAUAAUCGACGUCGGAGUGAAUAAUUAUCAACCUCCUCAAACAUCUGUUGAGCCAGAGCAACAAGGAUCUCCAUCAGACUCUGAUAGCAAGAAGCUUCCCGAAUCCCCACAAAACAGUGCUCCACCGCCGUUGGAACUCGAGCAGCCAGAGCCAGCUCGAGCCUUGCUCAAGUCUGCCCCAAAAAGCUAUGAGCAACUUGCAGCUGAGAAUUCAGCGAUGAAAUUGGAGCUCGCAUUUCUCAAGAGCGAACUUGAACAGAAGGAUAACAAAAUUCUGGUGGUCGUAGCAGAAAAUGUGAUUCUCAGAGAGGAGUGGGAUGCGAACAUUGCUAUCAAACAGGACUUGAGAGUUAAGCUCAAAGACCUUGAGGACAAGUUCGCGCAAAAGUCGAAGGAGCUGUCUGCUUCCAACUCGAACAUCGCUCGACUCGAACGGAAAAACGAGAAGCUCAACUGCCGCUCAGCCAGAUGCUCCACAAGCUUCAAUUCGGACACCUCCACGAGCAUAACACCGGAGCCACACGGGCAUCUGGCUCCUGAGCUGCAGCUCCCAUCGGCUUCAGCUCUCAAUGGGAUGCUCCAUGGGACUGGGUUCGCUAGAGAUGGGCAGAAUUCGCCCAACCACACUCCCAAGGAUUUUGGACACCUCCAGUGUACCUCGGACCUCCGAAAGUUCUUCCCAGAAAAAGUUGAACUCGAAGCCCGUGAGAGCCCGAAAAGAUCUAGAGGAGGCGGCGGAAGAGGACGCGGAGCCAGCCGAGCCAAACGAGGAAGAGCCAUCGUUCCCACCUAUGAUAUGAUUUUGGAGGCUCACAGCAAGCCCUAUGUCCACCGUAACUACUGAGCCGGUUCAUUCUCUUCUCAACUGAUCUCCAAUGUGAUCUCCCAGCCCCCCGCCAUUGCCAUAUCUGUUUGUCCCGUUAAAAUUGUUUUAUAAUAAGAACUGCAAUCAAUAAAUGAACUCUGUGUAGACGUU